Messenger RNA from Caenorhabditis bovis, 1074 nucleotides. Lineage: Eukaryota; Metazoa; Nematoda; Chromadorea; Rhabditida; Rhabditidae. The record is from the annotation of a GenBank genome assembly.
AUGUGGGCAGUUCAACUAUCGCUAGUUUUAUUACUAGCCUCUAAUUGCAAAGCGGAUGGUCCGUUCUGGAUCUCAGCCGAAUUGGAUGCGAUCAAUUGGAGAGAAGGAUGUCUGACGACCGCGCUGUGCUCUCAACCAAGAUUUCAGCUUGUAAAGGACUUGUUGCCAGUCAGCGAGCGCGUUUCAGUCAACUGGCCGAUAAGCGAACAUUUUGUGAAGGAGUCUGUCAAACCGUUCGUCUCUUACUGGCCGACGGGACGCAUUGAAGACAUCUCGUUGUCGGCGCAAGUCGUCGGCACAGAUCGAACGUAUGGAUUCCCGAGAAUCUGCGAUCAGACGCCGUCGAUUCGAGUGUUCCCGGAGAAGAAUCGCGAUUCGAAGGAGGCCGUCGACAAGAAGGCUGACGAUUCUCUCGUUCUUCAUGUCAAAGGAAAAUGCUUCAAUGCCACGAUGACCCUUACAAAGCACACUGAACGUUGCCCAUGGUGUCCAGAUCCGCGAGAGAUUACGGUAAUUGGACAGGAGCCAGCCGAGCAAUCUGGCUAUCAUAUUAUUCCCAAAUGGUCGCCUUUCCAUGACGAAAGUGUGGUUUAUGUUGGAAUCCUUGUUCUUGCUAUUAUUGCAAUCGCCGCUUCUACAGCUUUCGCAAUGAUUCUUGUCACUUAUACCCGAUAUAAGAAACGGGUCAAAGAAAGUGCAAAGAAGGCAAGAUUCCAUCCAUAUAUUUCCGUAAAAGGGCAUGAAAUCGAGGACCAGAAUAGAUAUGAUCUUCCUUGGGAGCAGCAUAAUCGUCCUUUGACUUACUGGAUGACCUCGUCAAAUAAGUCGGACUCAACUAUGACGUCGCCACUUGACUCAGCCUCUUCGCUCUCAAACCAUACUCAUCAGCAUCCAGAGAUGUUCCAGUCAACGUACACACGUGACGGCUAUCAGACCUACCGCCCACCACCACCACCACCUCCGGUAGCACAUCCACCAGUUUUUCCACCGCAAACUCAGAUUUACCAUCCCUCUCGACAUUUGACUUCACCAUUGUCGUCGAGGCAAGAUGAUUCGGGAUUGGAAUCGGUUUGA